This is a messenger RNA of Paramecium tetraurelia, 1881 nucleotides long. RefSeq lists its product as uncharacterized. The transcript is spliced from 5 exons. The record is from RefSeq and is a predicted model, not a curated record. Gene Ontology annotation, molecular function: protein binding. Lineage: Eukaryota; Ciliophora; Oligohymenophorea; Peniculida; Parameciidae.
AUGAAUUUAAAAGAUGAAUAAUUUAAUGAAGAAAUCUGCGUGAAAAUAAAGACUUUGGAUAAUCAUACUCUAGAUGUUCGAAUUAAAUAAAGCUCAACGGUGAACGAUCUUAAAAAUUUAAUCGAAAUAUCUUCAACCAUCCCAUCAUCGAGAUAGAGAUUACUAUUUAAGGGAAGGUAACUUAAUAAUGAGGAUACUUUGGUUUCUUUGAACAUUGAGGAUUAAUGCGUUGUUCAUUUGGUUGCCAAUAUGCCUGAAUUUGAAUCAUCCCCUUUAAAUAGAGGACUAUCUACUAGUUCAAUCGAUGAGCACGAUAAUAGAAAUAGUUUCGAUGUACAAGAGAGCAGAAGAAACUCUAGAAAAAAGGUUCUAUAGCAAAGGUUACAUGGAUUUUAAUAAUUGCCUACAAGGAAUUCCUUAUAACAAAAUGUUAUGACUUUACACAAUCUUUUAUAAUCAUUCAAUACAGUGGCUGAAGUCAUCGAGCAAGGCUAAAUAUUUGCCCAGAAGGACUUUGAACUCGGUUAAUGGAUUGAUUUUAAGGAUUCCUAUGGUGAAUGGCUUGAAGGUUAUAUUGGCUAAAAAUAAUAAAAUCAAGUUUUGAUAAUUCAUUAAAAUGGAGAAGAAUGGAUAGGAGUUCCCUCUUUAAGAUUAGCCUUAUUCAGAUCCCACACUAUACAAAAAACUUAUCACAUGUCUCCCAUCUUAAAUAAUCACGAAUAACAAUAGUUAUGGACCUUUAGCGAACUGCUUGGUCAAACGGCUAUGUUGUUAUCCAGGGCUGGCAAUAUGAUGUCUAGAUUGGCAGAUAGUGUUGAAGACAAGUCAAUUCCUUAAAAUAAAAAGGCUGAUAUGUCCAAUCUUAUUACUGGAAUGAUUGAGGAACAAAGAAGGAUUCAGGAAGAAAAAGUGGAGAAAUAAGAUGAUGUUACAUCUCUGAAAUCUAUGAAGUCCAUGAAAUCCGACAAGAUAUCUAUUGAUUAUGAAACAUCAUCAAUUAAAUCGAUGAAGUAUAUUGUUGAACUAAUUAGAUCUGACAUCUCCAAAUUGACUACUUAUUUCAUUGGCCAUAAUCAUAACACUAUGAUGGCCGAAAAUAUUGCAGAAGAAGAGGAGAACAGCAGUUAGGACAUGUCAGUUGAUAAUCAAAGAGAUGCGGCCAACAUUUCCAAAGAAUUUAAGGAAAAUUAUGCUUAUUAUGAGACUUCUUUGCUGGCUGCCUAAUUAGCCCCUUUAGCUGAUAGACUAGGGAGAUUAUUAGUUGAUUUAUCCCCAUAUCUUGCCUUGAGUGGAGCCAACAUUAACAAUAUCUUUCAAAAUCAUCCUAAUUCCAAUAUAUCCAAUUUAUCCAUCAUUACUAAUGAAGGCAGUCAAUAUUCAACUUAAGCUAAGCAAUAUUAUUUUCAAGUGCCUAUUUUGUUAACACCUUUUGAAUUGCAUACACAAUCCUAAUAGGGAAUAUCAGCCAACAGAAUUGUAGGAGAUAAUGUCGACAUCUUAAAUCAUUUAAACAACAAUAAUAAUAGUAAUAGCAAUAGCAAUCCUCGAUAAAAAAAAAUAUCAAAAAAAGAGGAGGAAGAAAAGUAACAGUUUGUUACCUUAUCUAAGUAUAAACCAACUUAAUAAUAUCAUUCAUCAUAUUAGUAAUAGUAAUAACAAUAAUAAUUGUAAUAACAAUAAUAGUAAUAACAAUAAUAGUAUUAAUAAUAAAUGAAAGAAGCCAAUUUUUAAGUUAUUGAUUAGGAUGAUUCCUAACAAUUAUAACAAUAUUAAUCAUCAAAGAAAUAAUCAACUGAUGGCCAAAUUAAAAAGAAAAAGAAAGGCAAAGAAGUAUCUUUUUCAGAAUAAAUUAAUCAACUGAAAAAGGACAAAUAGUUUUGA